AAAGGCGUUUGUCUUAGAGGGAGCAGCUAGAGAAGAACAGGCAAGACUGGGGGCAUCCAGAGAAGGAUGGCGCAAGAGAUCGCCUACGUGAAUACAAUGAAGUUUGAAGCCGGUGCUUCCUCUCUAUCUCGCAAGAGAAAGAUCUCCGCCACCAUCAUCAUCAUCAUGACCAUCCUGGCUCUGCUGGUCCUACUGCUGGCCACCUCCCUCAUUGCAAUGGCCCUUCUCUAUUCCCAGAAGGAGAAGAAACUCCAGGAAAUCGAAGGAGUGAUGGAGAAGAUCAGAACCUCCCUGUGGCUCAGCAACAUCUCUCUUUCGCCAGCGGAAGCAUCUGAGAGUGUUCAGCUGCUCCAAAACAUCUCUGAGGCUUUCUCCAAGAUCCAAACACGCCUGGGGAACGUCAGUGCAUCAAAAACCGCUGUCCAGAAUCGCCACAGGGACCUCCUGGCAUUGCUCUCCAAAGGCUGGAGGUUUUACAACGGCAACGCCUACUUCCUUUCCCAAGAGGCAAAGCCCUGGAAGGAAGCUGAGGACACCUGUAGAGCCCAGGAGGCACACCUGGUCUCCAUCACAUCAAAGGAGGAGAUGGAAUACCUUGCCAGGGAAGCCAGAAAGCAGCCCUUUUGGAUCGGACUCUCUGACCAAAAUACAGAAGGCGUUUGGACCUGGGUGGACAGCACAAAGUACGACGAGAAGCUGAGUUUCUGGGGACCAAGACAACCCGACAACUGGCAUGGAGCACCACAACACAAGGAAGACUGUGUUCACGUCACAACACACUGGAACGACGUCAGCUGCACAUACAACUAUAAAUGGUUCUGUAAGAAGGUCCUCUCCUGA
Molecule: messenger RNA, 840 nt
Organism: Zootoca vivipara (common lizard)
Lineage: Eukaryota; Metazoa; Chordata; Lepidosauria; Squamata; Lacertidae
Product: C-type lectin domain family 4 member F-like
Source: RefSeq, a predicted model, not a curated record